CACCAAUUGAACAAGGCAAACGACCCACCAUAUCAUAUCCCAAACCCCAACACGUCACCCAAAAAAAAUGCUCAAAACCUUAGCCUCCACCACCACUUCUCCAUUUCUCCUGAUCACCACCGCCACCACAACCGCCGCCGCGUCUCACUCUCUCUCUAAACCCUUCCUCUCUUCUCUCUCUAACCUCCGCUCCAAGCCCCUCUCCUCCUUCCCCUGCACCCGCCGGUCCCUCCUGCCCAAGCCCGCCAUGAACAUCCUCAACAAGCUUGGCUUCGGCUCCCGGGCACAGGAAUUCUCGGCGGAGUCGUCGGCGAUUGCGCAGGGCCCCGACGAUGACGUGCCGGCGCCGGGCCAGCAGUUCGCGCAGUUCGGCGCCGGCUGCUUCUGGGGCGUCGAGCUGGCCUUCCAGCGCGUCUCCGGCGUCACGAAGACGGAGGUCGGCUACACGCAGGGCUUGCUGCAUAAUCCGACCUACGAGGACGUCUGUACCGGGACGACCAACCACUCCGAGGUUGUUAGGGUUCAGUACGAUCCCAAGGAGUGCAGUUUCGAGAAUCUUCUCGACGCUUUCUGGGCUAGGCACGAUCCCACCACGCUUAAUCGCCAGGGGAAUGAUGUGGGAACUCAAUAUAGAUCAGGAAUUUACUACUACACGCCUGAACAAGAGCAAGCAGCGCGAGAGUCGUUGGAGAAGCAUCAAAAACUUUUUAACAGAAAGAUUGUUACCGAAAUCCUGCCGGCCAAGAAGUUCUACCGAGCAGAGGAGUACCACCAGCAGUACCUGGCAAAAGGAGGCCGAUUUGGUUUCAAGCAAUCUGCUGAAAAAGGAUGCAAUGAUCCAAUUCGAUGCUACGGCUAAUCUUUUUACAUUACUGCUUUACAGGUGAAUACUGAAUACUAGCUGGGGUCAAUCUACGAUUUGUAACUUCUGUGCUUUUAUUGAAUAAAUGAAACCUUACCACCAGCUUUUUGCAUACUUUGUGAUGCUAGAUUGUGUAGUAUGCUUGAUGUAUCUACUUUUUGAACAUAGAUAUACAAGUAAAUACUGUUCUUGAUCACCAUUGUCUCUGAUAUGAACUCUAUUCCCUGUAUCCGUAUCAGAUUAUGUUAGUCUGGCAGUUACUUGUAUUAGCUUGUAUAGAGAACACUUUUCUCAUGCUAGGCCUACGGGGCCCAUUUUAAUUUGCGUUUUGCCUGUUACUUGACACUCAAGCUUAGGUACCAAACAUUGUUUUAUAUUAG
Morus notabilis is the source of this 1242-nucleotide messenger RNA. RefSeq names its product peptide methionine sulfoxide reductase A1. Bases 68 to 859 code for a protein of 263 amino acids. Gene Ontology annotation, molecular function: peptide-methionine (S)-S-oxide reductase activity. The record is from RefSeq and is a predicted model, not a curated record. The transcript has 2 exons. NCBI's taxonomy places the organism in Eukaryota, Viridiplantae, Streptophyta, Magnoliopsida, Rosales, Moraceae.